GCUAACGAUAAGCCCAAAGUGUCUAAUGUAGGAGGAAGAGGAAGCUGCUAACGAUCAGCAAAACCAGACGCAAAGAGGUUGAUGUCGUCGACGGUGGAGCAUGAUUACAUAGGUCUAUCGGAGCGGAACUCCUCUGCCGGCGGAGUCGAGGGAGGGGUUCUGAACCUCAAGGCCACGGAACUCAGGUUGGGGCUGCCUGGGUCGGAGUCGCCCCACCGCGUGGAGAAGAUCGGGCUCACCCUGGAUUUGCUCCCCAAGAACUUCGUCUCCGAUGCCAAGAGGGGGUUCUCCGACGCCAACGAUGGGGGUGGGACGUGGGGAUUUUCCGCCGAAGGUGGCGGAUCUGAAGUGAACUCGGUAAAAGGUGGCGGCUUGUUUUCAGGGAGAGGGGAGGUUGCGUCCGGUGGCAGUGCAGGGCAGCUUUCUGGGCAAGGGAAUGUGGGGAAGGACCUAGCGGUGAAAGCGGCUGGGCAGGAGCGGAAGGUCACCCCGAAGGGCUGUGGUUCUGUUGGGAAUGAUAGUCCGGUAGCUCAUGCAAUGAAGUAA
Zingiber officinale is the source of this 546-nucleotide messenger RNA. RefSeq names its product auxin-responsive protein IAA27-like. The record is from RefSeq and is a predicted model, not a curated record. The coding region runs from base 82 to 546 and encodes 154 amino acids. NCBI's taxonomy places the organism in Eukaryota, Viridiplantae, Streptophyta, Magnoliopsida, Zingiberales, Zingiberaceae. The transcript is spliced from 2 exons.